AGCUUUACCGCCGACGUCACAGAAACGGAGCUGGUACCGAGUCGUUAUCCAACCGCGACACCUAAUGCACCAGAACUCGGCCCGCCAUCGUAGAGAAGCGCCUUCCUGGUCUUCCGCCUCCUUCAUGUUAGUCUUUGCCCGUCGGCGCGGCGGUAACGUAACCUGCGGGCGCCGAAUGACGCCACCAACUCCCGGUGAAACGGCGUAAACAGACAUGGCUGCCCGGUAGAGGAGCAGCUGGGGUUGUUCUGGUUGAGCUUUUUGUUCAGAUGUGUUGCUGGUAGAAACAUGGAGAAACCAAGAUCCUCAGACAGAGCAGAGCUGGAAGAGACAACAGGCCUGGUGGAGGAUGGUGAUUUGCCUCAAGGUGCUGAAGGUGGAAAGGUGGAUCCUCGAACCCUGAGGAAGAGCAGCUCCUCCCGCUCUUCCCGUAAGAGUUUCCGUCUGGACUACCGACUGGAGGAGGAGGUGACGAAGUCCUGUCGGGAUAAACAUGGUCGCUGGACAAACCCCUGGCCAACGUGGCGCUUUCCAUCGUACUCUAUGCUGUUCAGAUUUCUGGUGCUGGAUAAAAAUCACAGCAAUGUGCCAACAAGCAAAGAGGUCCUGGACAGUGAACUCCCAGUAUUGGAGCCCUACUUUGUCCAGAAUCCAGAAGCGUUGGACUCUCAUGCUGGUAUGAGGGUAACCUGGCUGGGCCACGCCACAGUUCUGGUCGAAAUGGAGGGGGUCAACAUUCUGACUGACCCCAUUUUCAGCCAGAGAGCAUCAUUUCUUCAGUUCAUGGGGCCCAAACGAUACAGAGGACCCCCCUGCACAGUGGAGCAGCUGCCGAGGAUAGAUGCCGUCCUCAUCAGCCACUCUCAUUACGAUCACCUGGAUGCUGGAUCUGUUGCCAGCCUUAAUACACGCUUUGGAGGGGAGCUACGCUGGUUCGUGCCCCUGGGAUUGAUGGACUGGCUGGCCAAGAUGGGCUGUGAGAACGUGAUGGAGCUGGACUGGUGGGAGGAAAACUGCGUCCCGAGUCACGACAACGUCACGUUUGUCUGCACGCCCUCUCAGCACUGGAGCAAACGGACAGCGUGGGAUGAUAACAGGUCUUUAUGGAGUAGCUGGUCUGUUUUGGGUCCCAACCAUCGAUUCUUCUUCGCCGGCGACACAGGCUACUGUCCGUCCUUCCAGGAGAUCGGACGCCGCUUUGGGCCAUUCGACCUCGCAGCAAUCCCAAUUGGAGCGUACCUGCCCAGGGAUGUGAUGAAGGGACAGCAUGUGGAUCCAGAGGAGGCUGUUCAGAUUCAUCAGGACCUUCAGGCCAAACAGUCUGUAGCCAUACACUGGGGGACCUUCGCCCUCGCCUAUGAGUACUACCUGGAGCCGCCGGUCCGUCUCAGAGAGGCCCUGGAGCAGAGGGGACUGAAACCAGAAUCCUUCUUCACUUUGCAUCACGGGGAGUCCCGGCUCAUCGCCACACAAGACAGAGACGUCUUCGAUUGAUGUCUGCAAAAACAAACAGUGCUCCGUAUUGAUUUCAUUAAAAGACUGAAGAUUUGAGCUCAGCCUAAGUAAAAAUGAAUGUUUUAUGGUGCAGACAUUAACUGUUUGGCAUCUCACAGCUGCAGGAGUUGUAAAUACAAUAGUUUGUACAAGGAUCACACUCUGAUCUAAGGUUAUUCACAAUAUUUGUCAAAAAAAAAAAAGAAUCCAGUCUUAAGAUUUAUUGCAGACAUGACAGGAAGAGAUGACUUACAUGCUGAUUUUCUUAGACCUGAGGCUUCAGGGGGCGUGCACACUGCCUCAGAACCCUUUGAACCCUGAGGAGGAAAAAUAAAGAGUUCAGAGCAGAAAAAGUUUCACAGGUCAGGAGUUAAAGUUAAAACACAUCUCUUCUCUCUAAGAAGCUAGGUUUUUCAGAUUGUGUUGGUUUAAAACUCUAGCUUCACCUUGCAACUUCAGACUCCUACAUAAAGAAUGUUAUUCUUUGAGAUGAGUGCUGCCAUAUAGGAGUUUUUUUGUUGUUUUUUUUUCUGAAUGUGCUACAGCCAAUCCAGAACUGCCACCUGUGAUGUUUACUAUCAACUGCAAUGUCCUGAUAGACUUUUUGUAAAAAACAUGCUGAUGUUGAGCUGGGCUCAACUGGAAAAUGCUUUUGUUGCAGCUUCAGCUAUUUUUUUUUCUUUUUUUGUGCUGUGAAAACAUCAAAGCUGCAUAUCCUCUCACUAAGAGACAAUGAAGGACGGUCCGAAGAGCCCUUCUCUACAAACUUUUACUUCACUGUCCUCAUGUGGCUGUAUAAAGACUACAAGUGCACGGCAUUUAAUACUGCAAAGAUUUGUCAGAUUUAUGCGAUUAUUUCUUUUCAGGUAAUUUUUCCUACAUCUCUAGUUAGACUAUGCUGAAUUACUUUCAACAGGUCUGUAGUUUGAUUAAAAAAACCAUUUCUGCCUGAAAUAAAUAGACUGCCAAAAACCUAAAACACAAAGUUGUAAAAUCUGGACUCCUUAAAAAAACAGUCUCAAAUUUGUGAAAGCUUUAACCUGUUUUAAUUAUGAAACUGAAAUUCAAAAGUAAAUGUGUUUCUCUUUUUUU
Molecule: messenger RNA, 2586 nt
Organism: Xiphophorus hellerii (green swordtail)
Lineage: Eukaryota; Metazoa; Chordata; Actinopteri; Cyprinodontiformes; Poeciliidae
Gene: napepld
Product: N-acyl phosphatidylethanolamine phospholipase D
Exons: 10
Coding region: 289-1494 (401 amino acids)
Biological process (GO): N-acylphosphatidylethanolamine metabolic process; N-acylethanolamine metabolic process
Cellular component (GO): membrane-bounded organelle; cytoplasm
Molecular function (GO): N-acylphosphatidylethanolamine-specific phospholipase D activity; zinc ion binding
Source: RefSeq, a predicted model, not a curated record